Microplitis mediator is the source of this 2986-nucleotide messenger RNA. Its product is annotated as dentin matrix acidic phosphoprotein 1-like. Gene Ontology annotation, biological process: transcription elongation by RNA polymerase II; transcription elongation-coupled chromatin remodeling; mRNA transcription by RNA polymerase II. The record is from RefSeq and is a predicted model, not a curated record. The transcript is spliced from 2 exons. Gene Ontology annotation, cellular component: transcription elongation factor complex. NCBI's taxonomy places the organism in Eukaryota, Metazoa, Arthropoda, Insecta, Hymenoptera, Braconidae. Gene Ontology annotation, molecular function: nucleosome binding; histone binding. Bases 241 to 2790 code for a protein of 849 amino acids.
AACAUACCAUUGUUCAUUUUCUGUUCGAACGCUCAACUGUUUAUAUUAAUCAGCUAUCAUUAGGAUUUAUCUCUGCAUAUUUAUUUGUAAACAAACCUGCAUACUUAAUAUAUAUAUUAUAUAUUAUAGACACAUAUAAUUCUGUAAAAGGCAGAAUAAUUUUAUUAUCCUAGUGGAAAUUAAAUCUUUAUUUAUUAAGUUGUCAUUCAGCUGCAGUUGAUCUGAAUCGCAAUUAUCAAUAUGGAGACCGGGCUGGCAGAUACCACCACCAUGACAUCAGAUUCAUCAAAUCCAUCGGAAGAAAGUGAUGAAGAAAAAUUAAUGGGUGAACUCGAUAAUUUUUACAAAGAAAUUGCAAGCAUGGAGAGUGAUGAGGACACAUUUACUUUGAGAGUCAGUGAGGACAGUGGUGUUGAAGAUAAUCUUGAUGACAGUUUUGCUGAUAAGAAUAAUACGGGAGAGUCUAAAGAAGCUGAGUCGUGUGAAAUUUCUGGUAGUCGAGCUAAGAAAAGUGAUAGGAUUUUAAGUGAUGAUUACUAUGAUGGUGGUGAUGAUGAUGAUGAUGAUGAUGAUAAUAAUAACAAUACAGAAAAACCCGAUGAAAAUGGGCAAGCUCUAGUCGUUGAUACCCAAGCCACGGAUAGAGAAAUACAGAAUAAUUACGUGGAAAGUUUGAGUGAAAAAGUUUUAGCUGAAAGUAAUGAACAGGAUGAUGAUAAAAUACGAGAUAUUUACUUGGAAGGUUUGAAUGCUUUCAGUCAAAAUGAUAACCAGCAAGGGGACAAUGAGGUAGAUUUUAGUUCGGCGGAAAAACCGCGAACAGUUUCGCAAGAUACCAGUGGUGAUGAUAAUCAAGUGAAAGUUAGUGAAAAAAAUAUUAAUUUGACAGACGAACAGUGUGAGAGUUUACAGCCUGAACCUGUCGAAAAUUUUGAUCUAGAAGAUGGCGAGCUAGUUAUUAGCCAUGAAAGAAGACAGUGUCAGAGUAAGCAGGUUAACGUUAAUUCUGAUCUAGAAGAAGGUGAAAUAGACGAAAACGACAAAGACGAAAAUGACAUAGAAGUAGAAUUCCAAUCUCUGCGACAUCAGCGAGAAGGUUCUGUUGAGUUGAUUGAAGUGCGCAAUGAAGUAAACGACAGGUUAUUUGGUAUCGAUGUCAGUGAUGUCUCAUCCGAUAUAAGUACAAUAGUCUAUUCAGAUCAUGACUCUUGUUAUGAAUAUGGUACGGAGAGUGUAUGCCCGACAGAAAAUAAUUUUUCUACCAGCGACGAUGACCCGUGGGAGUUGAUAGCGUCCCCGUCAGACGACUGCGUUAUUGUAGAUGACUGUGUUAUUGUAGAUGAAAUUGAGAGCUUGCCGAAGUCUAAUGAUAAUAAUAAGCGCGGAAGUGACCGGCAAGAUGAGACUAAGAAAAAUGAAGAUGAUAAAAGAAAGUCUAAGAAAAGGAGACUGUCGGAUUCGCCAAUUGAUUGCAGUUAUUUUACAGAAGCUGAAGAUGAAUCGAGAAGCAGUGAAAAUGUCAAUGUGGACUACAAUGAUUUAGUCGGAAUUUGUAGCAAAGAAGAGGUCGCAGAGCUGGCUGAUAAUGAGGCUGACGAUGAUUACAAGCCGAAAAAAAAAAAAAAUUACGCGGGUCGCGAACACAACCAUCCACUUUUCCGUGAUAUUGACGUGGAAUUGUGUGAGAGGUUGAUGCGAGUUAAAGAACAGGGUACGAUUAUCAUUCGUCCAAGCAGCAAAGGUUCUGAUUACCUUAAAAUAACCUGGAAAGUAACUGAUGAUAUUUAUCAGCACAUUAAAAUCAAGAAGAAACUUCGCGCGUCUCGAGCAGUCAGAUAUUAUGUAGGCAGUAAAGAUUUUGUAGAUAUUGAUGAAGUUGUAAAUAAGUACGUUAAGCCAAUGGCAGUUAAUGCCCGUACGUUGCUUGAGUUCAAGCAUUACAAGAGUGGGAUCAAUGGCGUGAAAGCAACUGCCGAAGAAUUACUGACAGCGGAAAAAAAAAAAAAUCCCAAUGGUAUUCCGUAUAUAGUGACGGCUGUAAAACGAUCACCUGGUAAAUUUUUGAUAUCGUAUUUGCCUCGAGUUACUUGUUAUCAUGAGUACAUCAAAAUAACACCGGAAGGUUUUCGUUUUCGUGAUCAACCGUUUGAUAAUCUUAAUGAAUUGUUUAUAUACUUUAAAGCAAACUCAAAAGAAGUUAAAAAUGUUUCAUUAAAAGAUGAAACAGUAACAUCUACAACUGCUACUCCACAUCCACAUAUGCCGAGACCACCGACACCACGUCCUCACACACCAAGACCAUCAACACCAGGAGCAGAAUCACCAGAAAUAGAUAUGACUCCAAGAAUUCUGGAAGCUAUCCAGGAUAUUCCGGAUGAGAAAUUAGAUGCAGUUCGUCUUAUCCUCGAACGUUUUACUCAGCCUACUCUUGAUCCAGCAUCAGCAGCAGCAGCAGUUGCUGGUUACGGUCGUAAUCCAGCUCCUUUUUUUAACCAGAAUCCAGCUCCUGUACCAAGACCACCGCCGCCCAGUAUCUACAGUGGAUUCCCUCCUUAUCAGCCUGUUUACUACCCAACAGUAAAUUACUCAGCGUAUCCAUCAGCAUUCAGGCCAUACUUGCCCAAUACCAAUGUGCAUUUUAAUCCACAACCUGUGCCAUAUCCAACCGAAAGGAAUCACGAUCUCUCGGUACUGAAUUACGGGAACAGUGAGAGCGUAACUGUCUGCAACACUACGAGUAUAUACAACAAUCCUGGAGAUGACUUACCACCACCACCUGGCACAAAUUAGCUUCGAUUUAAGUAAGACUUGACUUCGAAAACUUUAGGCAGCCAAGUGCAAGUUCCUGAUGCUGCCAUUGAUCUCAAUUUAUUUUUUUUACGUAUCUAGUUAAUUUUGUAUCUUUAUAUAACUUAAAUAGUAUAUAUUAUAUAUGUUGUCUUCAGUUAAAUAAAUUCUAUAUUCUUUCUACUAAUUAUUAUAUAAA